AUGAAAAAGGAAGCACUGUGGGUGUUUGUGGUGGUUUGGGGUAUUGCAUGUUUAUGUGGCUCUCAUGGGUGUCGAGAGCAAGAAAGGGUUGCCCUCUUAGCGCUCAAUGCCACAUUGAACUUGACAUAUGGGGUGGACGCCGGGGGAUCAUCUUUCAAUUGUUGCAGCUGGCAAGGUGUUGAGUGCAACCCCACCACAGGACGAGUCACUCAGCUAAUGCUUUCCUCUUCAAGAUAUGACCGUUUCGGCUCCAAAAUUUGGUAUCUAAACGCUUCUCUACUUAUUCCCUUUCAAGAACUCAAGAGCCUUAACUUGUCCUCCAACUAUUUAGGAGGGUGGAUUGCACCAGAAGAACCAAACUUGCUAUCUUCAAGGCUAAGCAAACUAGAGGUGCUUGACUUGAGCGAUAACUUUCUGGAUCAUUCUAUUCUAUCUAUUCUUAGUACAAUUCCAUCUCUCCGGCAUCUAUCCCUCAUAUACAAUAAUUUGAGCGGGACUUUACAUGUGAAUGGUGGUUUUAGCAAUUUAAUGGAGUUGGACAUAAGUGAUAACGCAGUUGAUGUAAUGGCUAUUGCUGAAGGUGGUUUCAGUAAUUUAAAGGAGCUUGACAUAAGUGAUAAUCCAGUUGAUGUAGCAGCUAUUACUGAAGGCAUCAAAAACUUGAGCCACUUAGAGAACCUCUACCUGGAUGGUGUCCACUUGAAGGAUGUGGGGACCGUCGUGCGAGCAUUAGGGGCACUGUCAUCCCUCAAGAUCCUUUCUCUCCAAUAUAAUACAAUAGAAGGAACUAUUACUACUCAAGAUUUCCAUAACUUCAGUAAGUUGGAACAUCUCAUCUUGGAUUAUUCUUCGUUGAACACCACCAUGGGCAUCCUUUCCAGCCUUGGUCCUUUGACAUCUCUUAGGUUGCUGUCUUCAUACAGCACCAGUCUUAAUGGCAAACUAUCAGGUCAGAGCUUGUGUAACCUCGUAAAACUAGAAGAGCUGGAUCUUAGCAAUAAUGGAAUUACUGGCGGGCUUCCUGCAUGUUGGCGAAACAUGACAUCUAUUCGGGUUCUAUUUCUUGAAGACAAUGAAUUCACAGAUAAUGUCGCCUCAUCUCCCCUCACUAGUCUUACCUCACUCGAAUUGCUUUCCAUUUCGGGUAAUUAUUUUGAUAUCCCCUCAUCACUCAGCCCACUUGCAAACUAUUCAAGAUUGAAGGUCCUCUUGCUUGAUGACAACAAACUAACAACUGAUUCCAAAGUUGCGUCUUCGAUCCUGAGGUUCCAAUUGAAGGACUUUAGUAUGUCAAAUAGUCUAUCGAAAGGAUUCAAAGUAACUUCUCUUGGCUUUCUCAAUCAUCAAUAUGACCUGAGAACCAUUGAUCUCUCCUCGAAUGACAUUGCGGGUCCCUUUCCAGCUUGGUUGUUGGAAAACAACACUAAGUUGGAAAACCUUCUUAUGGCAAAUAACUUAUUUGCGACACUUGAGGUUCCACUAAUGACCCUUCGUAAUCUUUCGGUGAUGGACAUGUCCAACAACGGCAUGAGAGGAGAGCUCACAACCGAAUUUUGUUUAAAUGUCCCAAAUCUGUCCCACCUUAAUCUAUCGGCCAACAGAUUGGAAGGGAAUAUUCCAUCUGAACUGGGUAAUAUAAAAUCCCUAAAUUCCUUAGACCUUUCCCACAACAAUUUCUCCGGGAGACUACCUAUCCAGUUACUAGAUAGCAACUCAUCAUUGUAUAAACUCAAUGUAGCAUAUAACAACUUGCAAGGAGAAAUUGUGUUUUCCGAUGACACCAAGAACCUAAAUUGGUUAUGCCUACACUUAGAGAACAACAUGUUCACUGGAGAUCUCUCUUUUCUUUCAUCACUCAUAAAUCCGUUCCAAUUGGACGUUAGCAACAACUUUUUCAUUGGUAAGCUUCCCAGAGUGAUUGCAAACAUGUCAAGGCUUAGGGUCCUUAACUUGUCCAAAAAUAAACUAAAUGGCCUCAUCCCUCAAGGACUCUUUAAUCUUCCUGACCUCGAGUAUUUAGCUUUGUCUGACAACAAUCUCUCUGGUUCAUUAGCAUCAUCUUUCAUAGCACCGAAGUUGAGACAUAUCCAUCUGAAUGGAAACAAAUUGAAUGGUUCAAUCGUGCAUUUGCUCCCUAACAACUCCAAAUUGGUGACCUUGGAUUUGAGUGAAAAUGAGUUCUUGGGAAGCAUACCCUAUUGGCUAGGUAACCUCUCUCAAUUAAGCAUUCUUUUACUGAGAGGUAAUAGCUUCUAUGGAACAUUUCCCAAGCAAUUGUGCAGAUUAAAAAGCUUAAGUAUGAUCGAUCUUUCUGAAAACAAUCUGUUUGGUCCAUUACCUAUUUGCUUGGGACCCAUAAAUUUCUCCUCUAUAGGAUAUCCUGAUAAGGUGGAUUUAAUACCGUGUUUCGGAGAGAGACGUCACAAAUUGUCACCUUUGUCUUAUGUGAGGACAAUUAGAAUCCACUGGUCCUUUAAUAAGGAGUUCUACCACUAUAAAUUUAUGGGAGACAAAGCAUGGCAAAUUCCACAUAUUGUUGGGUUCACAGCAAAAAGAAGAUUUGAUGCUUAUAAAGGCUACGCACUCCUUAACAUGGUAGGACUAGAUUUUUCUUGCAACCAAUUUAGCGGGGAGAUCCCACCAGAGAUUGCAUUCUCACAAGACAUAGUUGUGUUGAAUCUGUCGCACAACAAGCUUACGGGACAUAUACCAAUGUCAUUGUCAAACCUCACACAGAUAGAGAGCAUUGACCUUUCCUACAACAACUUGAUUGGUUCUAUCCCCGAAGAGCUCACUCGGUUAAAUUUUUUGGGAGUCUUCAAUGUGUCUUACAACGACUUGUCAGGAGCCAUACCAAACAAAAAUCAAUUUGGGUCAUUCGAUGAAAGCAGUUACUACGGAAACCAUCUUUUAUGUGGUCUACCAUUGAGUAAUGACUGUUCGACAACCAUUAAUGUUAAUUGCUCAGCAACAAAAUCACACAAGAAAGCUAAAGAAGAUGGUUUCAUAGAUGGAGAGACAUUCUAUAUCAGCUUUGGAGUGUCAUACACAAUGGUUUUACUAGUAAUUCCGAUUGUUCUGUUCAUCAACCCCCACUGGCAGCAGGGAUGGUUUCAUUAUGUGGAACUAAUUAUCACCACAUGUCGGAGCUUGUUCAUCACAUGCUACUAUCUUGUGCAAGAUGGUUUUCGAAAAUUGUCCAGUGGCCGAACAAUUUAG
Molecule: messenger RNA, 3219 nt
Organism: Eucalyptus grandis
Lineage: Eukaryota; Viridiplantae; Streptophyta; Magnoliopsida; Myrtales; Myrtaceae
Product: receptor-like protein 15
Exons: 7
Coding region: 1-3219 (1072 amino acids)
Molecular function (GO): protein binding
Source: RefSeq, a predicted model, not a curated record